CUCUAAAUACAUUUUACUAGCCACAUUUUAACAUUUAUCCUAUUAAAUUAACAGAUACAUGCACUUCCCUUGUAUAUAUAUAUAUAUAUAUAUACUAGUCCAACCCCAUAUCCUCAUAAAGCAAAUAAACACAAACCCAUUUCUCCAUUUUUCUUAUUUCCUCUCUUAGACAAAGAACAAAAUAAAAAUAAAAAUGGAUUACAGCUGUGUUGUAGACGACAGUAGUACAACGUCAGAGUCUCUCUCCAUCUCUACUCCGAAGGAGAUGAUGAACAAACUCUCUUCUCCUCCGUCGACGACGACGCGUCUUUAUAGAAUGGGAAGCGGCGGAAGCAGCGUCGUUUUGGAUUCAGACAACGGAGUCGAGACCGAGUCACGCAAGCUCCCUUCUUCCAAAUACAAAGGCGUCGUCCCUCAGCCUAACGGCAGAUGGGGCGCUCAGAUUUACGAGAAGCACCAGCGUGUCUGGCUCGGUACGUUCAACGAGGAAGAAGAAGCCGCCACUUCUUACGACAUCGCCGCCAGGAGGUUCCGCGGCCGCGACGCCGUCACUAAUUUCAAAUCUCCGACGACGACGGACGCCGAGUCUGCUUUUCUUGACGCGCACUCCAAAGCCGAGAUCGUUGACAUGCUGAGGAAACACACUUACGCCGACGAGCUCGAACAGAGCAGACGGAAAUUUGUUAACGGUAACGGAAACCGAUGUGGGUCGGAGACGGCGGUGUCAUCGAACGACGCUGUUUCGAGAGCGCGUGAGGUUUUGUUCGAGAAGGCUGUUACGCCGAGCGACGUCGGGAAGCUGAACCGGUUGGUGAUACCGAAACAACACGCGGAGAAACAUUUUCCGUUACCGGCGAUGACGACGGAGACGGGGGUGAGUCCGUCUCCGGCGAAAGGUGUGUUGAUUAACUUGGAAGACAGAACAGGGAAAGUGUGGCGGUUCCGUUACAGUUACUGGAACAGCAGUCAAAGUUACGUGUUGACCAAGGGGUGGAGCCGGUUCGUUAAAGAGAAGAAUCUUCGAGCAGGUGAUGUGGUUUGUUUCGAGAGAUCUACCGGACCAGACCGGCAAUUGUUUAUCGACUGGAAAGUCCGGUCUAGUCCGGUUCAGACUGUGGUUAGGCUUUUCGGAGUCAACAUUUUCAAUGUGGCGACGACUGGUAAUCCAAACGACGUCGCAGUGGAGUUUGGUGGUGGCAAGAAGAAGAGAUCUCGGGGAGAUGAUUUGUUUUCGUUAGGGUGUUCCAAGAAGCAGACGAUGAUUAACAUCUUGUGACAAUUUCCAUUCUUAUAAAUCUGUUUGUUUUUUUUAUUUUGGCAAUGUUUUUUAAUUAAAAUUGGCAAGUUGUAAAUUAGGACAAAGACCAAGAAAAAAUGACAACUAGACAAAAUAGUUUUUGUUUACAUCUAAUUUAGGGUUUGUUUUUCACCCUCUCUGAAAUAUUAUGAUGUGUUUAAUUUCCACCUUGAAUCUUAUUAUACCAAUCUUAAAUUA
Messenger RNA from Camelina sativa (false flax), 1495 nucleotides. The record is from RefSeq and is a predicted model, not a curated record. Lineage: Eukaryota; Viridiplantae; Streptophyta; Magnoliopsida; Brassicales; Brassicaceae.